AUGUUGUGCUUGCUUUUAAUGCCAAUCCGUUGUUCUGCGGAAAGUUCGCAGGGGCGGAUUAAGUAAGAUUCACAUAUACACCAAGUUUUUUCAUUAUUUGACACUACACCUGGUGUACUUACACAUCUAUUUAUUUGGUUAAUUCUAUUACCAUGCCAAAAAACCCUAUGUUGUACGCCGUUGUCCCUCAGAAAGAGGUCCUUUGACUCCGCCAACCAUGAGCACCGUCGGCAUACGCCGGUCGUAAUACGUAAAGUUUUGAAAAAGUCAUAAAUGCAAUGUUAAAAGAUGUAUGGGGCGCCGGUGGAUUUAUCCUUUAAACAACUCAGUAGUUUGGCAGAUACUUGGAUGGUAGAACCCACAAGAGGCCAGCGUCCUCUGAAGAGAAAUGCAAAGAUGAAGUAUGAAUCCCACUCCUUGCGUCUUAGUAACAACAACAUCGUUGACCUCAUCGACCUCCAGAAGACUGUUGACCAAUUCCUGGCUGAGCCAUUUCAGUUAGCUUGGCUGGACCUAUCAUUCAACAAAAUCACACACAUCGACCCUGUGUUGUGUGAGCUGCGUGAGCUCCGGGUGUUGUAUCUUCACGGUAAUAACAUUUUUACUCUGUCCGAAGUGAACAGACUGGGAGCUCUGCCUCAUCUACACAGCCUCACUCUACAUGGAAAUGACAUAGAAGCCAACAAAUCAUACAGGAAUUGUGUUAUUUCUGCUCUGCCUAACCUGAAAACAAUGGACUUCAGUGCUGUAACGAAGCAGGAGAGAGAGAUGGCGCAGAUCUGGCAUUGCAGCAACAGCCGCAGGAGAAAACAAUGACCCGCCUUUAUGCAACACAGCGGAAACAAAAACAACACAAGUUCAGCAGAGGUGCAACAUCCUUUCACAACCACUACUGCAACAGCUUGCCCACAGACCUGUACUGCCGAGCCUUGUCCAUGUACUCAUGCUGCUCCAUCAUGACCGAGUCAGCUGCUGACACGUCUAUAAUAUUCCUGGAAGAGAAUGA
Messenger RNA from Cynoglossus semilaevis (tongue sole), 1006 nucleotides. RefSeq names its product leucine rich repeat containing 51 (gene lrrc51). The transcript has 6 exons. The coding region runs from base 289 to 816 and encodes 175 amino acids. The record is from RefSeq and is a predicted model, not a curated record. NCBI's taxonomy places the organism in Eukaryota, Metazoa, Chordata, Actinopteri, Pleuronectiformes, Cynoglossidae. Gene Ontology annotation, molecular function: protein binding.